GUUUGUUUUCAUCUUUAACAAAAUAUAUUUUAUAUUUUCCAGUUACAGUGCUAUCAAAGCUUACAAGAAGGAAGGCAAGCUGGAAAGUCUCAGUGCAACCGAACACCUAGUGUCAGCUGCAGAGGCUGGAGCCAUGACUCUCUGUAUUACGAACCCAAUAUGGGUAACGAAGACACGACUUGUGCUACAGUACAACGCUGGUGUUGAUCCAUCCACGCGGCAGUACAGCGGAAUGUUUGAUGCUCUUAUAAAGAUAUACAGGACAGAGGGCAUACGUGGCUUAUAUAAGGGAUUUGUGCCUGGUCUCUUUGGAACUUCACAUGGAGCACUUCAGUUCAUGGCAUAUGAGGAUUUGAAACUGAGAUACAACAAAUAUAGAAACAGAGUAUCAGAUACAAAAUUGAACACCGUGGAAUACAUAACGAUGGCAGCUGUAUCCAAAAUAUUCGCUGUGUCAGCAACAUAUCCCUAUCAAGUUGUGCGAGCUCGUCUUCAAGACCAGCAUAAUACAUAUUCUGGUGUGUUUGAUGUGAUCAGCAGGACGUGGAGGAAAGAAGGAAUUCAUGGAUUUUACAAAGGAAUUAUCCCCAAUGUGAUCAGAGUGACUCCUGCCUGCUGUAUCACCUUCGUUGUUUAUGAAAAUGUGUCUGGUUUUCUACUUGGCUUUAGAAAAGAAAAUAAUUAAAGGUACGAGCUUGUGUUCAUAAGGAAUCUAGCCUUUAUUUUUUUAUAUUUAUGAUCUGGGAGAGGUUUAGUUCAGGAGCCUCUUUUGACACUGUGAAUUGCUGUAGUAUUUUGAGGGAAGAACCUGGAGGUAGUAAAACCCUGCCAACAUCCCCUCUGCUGAAUGUUCCUGCGGUGCUGCCUUCUUCUCUGCAUCAGCUGUGUCUGCUUGAAACAGAUAUCUGCAACUGUGAAAUAGUAACAGCACUGUGAUUGGGUGAAAGCAGCUGUGCAGCAGUUCAGUUCAUCCUGGCCUGCCUGGAAUAAUGGACUAAUCUGUUUUGACAAGUCUC
This is a messenger RNA of Eurypyga helias (sunbittern), 1016 nucleotides long. It is a transcript of the gene SLC25A32, whose product is annotated as solute carrier family 25 (mitochondrial folate carrier), member 32. The annotation marks the transcript as partial. The transcript is spliced from 5 exons. Gene Ontology annotation, biological process: folate import into mitochondrion; nucleotide transport. NCBI's taxonomy places the organism in Eukaryota, Metazoa, Chordata, Aves, Eurypygiformes, Eurypygidae. Gene Ontology annotation, cellular component: mitochondrion. Gene Ontology annotation, molecular function: FAD transmembrane transporter activity; folic acid transmembrane transporter activity. The record is from RefSeq and is a predicted model, not a curated record.